CUACCAGCUAGAACAUCUGCUCACGCUUGCAGCAGAUCCAUAGAGAGAUUCCUCCCACAAGGUAAUCCUCAUUCGAGUACGCAAGCGAUACCCACGACCCUUUCCCACCCAAACCUUCGAAAACAUUUCCAUUCAAAAUGUCUUCCGGACACCCCGACUGCCUCAAUGCGACUGAGGAGGAUAUCCAGCUCUUGUUGUCAGCCCAAUGCCACUUGGGAACCAAGAACUGUGACAAGACUAUGGAGCCAUACGUCUGGAAGAGGAGAGCCGAUGGUAUCCACGUCUUGAACAUUGGAAAGACUUGGGAGAAGCUCGUCCUCGCUGCCCGAAUCCUGUCUACCAUUGACAACCCCAACGACAUCUGUGUCAUCUCUGCUCGACCUUACGGACACCGAGCCGUCCUCAAGUACGCCGGAUUCACUGGAGCCCAACCCAUCGCUGGACGAUUCACCCCUGGAAACUUCACCAACUACAUCACCAAGUCUUUCAAGGAACCCCGAGUCAUCGUCGUGACUGACCCUCGAGUCGACCACCAGGCUAUCCGAGAGGCUGCCUACGUCAACAUCCCUGUCAUUGCUUUCUGUGACACCGAUGCUUCUCUCAAAUUUGUCGACGUUGCCAUUCCCACCAACAACAAAUCCCGACACGCUAUCGGUUUGAUGUGGUACUUGCUCUGCCGAGAAGUCCUCCGACUCCGAGGAACCGUUCCUCGAGGACCCACUGGACCUUCCGGGUGGGACGUCCUCCCCGAUCUGUUCUUCUACCGAGACCCCGAGGAGAUUGAGCGAGAGGCUGCCGAGAAGGCCGCUGCCAACGCUCAGGAAGGCUACGAGGGAGCCGAUGCUUCCGCUGCCGUUGGAGCCGUCCAAUCUGAGUUCGCCGCCGGCAAUGCCGCCGAUGCCGUGUUCAACGCCGAGCCCACUGCUCAAAACCUCGACUGGAGCGCCGAGGCUCAGACUGGAAACGCUGGCGACUGGGCCGCGGACCCUCAGGAGGCUACUCAGGAUGCCACCGGAGGCUGGUAGAUGCAUGCAUAAUGCGAUUGUGAGAGAUC
Molecule: messenger RNA, 1054 nt
Organism: Kockovaella imperatae
Lineage: Eukaryota; Fungi; Basidiomycota; Tremellomycetes; Tremellales; Cuniculitremaceae
Product: ribosomal protein S2, flavodoxin-like domain-containing protein
Exons: 5
Coding region: 138-1025 (295 amino acids)
Biological process (GO): cytoplasmic translation; ribosomal small subunit assembly
Cellular component (GO): 90S preribosome; cytosolic small ribosomal subunit; ribosome
Molecular function (GO): structural constituent of ribosome
Source: RefSeq, a predicted model, not a curated record